Molecule: messenger RNA, 2218 nt
Organism: Chlamydomonas reinhardtii
Lineage: Eukaryota; Viridiplantae; Chlorophyta; Chlorophyceae; Chlamydomonadales; Chlamydomonadaceae
Exons: 10
Coding region: 79-990 (303 amino acids)
Source: RefSeq, a predicted model, not a curated record
GUCUACAAAGAAACUAUCAAGCACCUUUCCUGUAUUCUAGCCGUCAAUUUACUUGGGGACCUGUUUGGUGGUGCAAAAAUGAUGAAACACUCACGUUCCGCGCUCGCAGCGCACAGCGCUCAAUGCGGAGGCGCAUCGUCUAGAGCACUGUAUUGCGGUGGCCAGGCACAACGAGCGAAAGUGGUCGCGCGCUCCGGCUUUAAGGACUUCUUUGGCGCCUUCUUUGACGGAACGUGGGCGCCCAAAAGCACCCGCAUCUGGCGGCAAAACCAGUAUGAUGCGCCGUUUGGUUCGGAUGAAGCUGGCAAAGACGGCGACAACGGGGCGCCCGAGGGCAGCGAGAAGGCCAUUGAGGACCUGCAGGAGCGCAUCAACAGCGUUCCCGCCUCCGCUCGCCCUGCACUAGGCGGCGCGGCGGAUGGUGAGACCGGUAUUACUGCCAGCACUUCCAGUGCGGACAACAGCGGCUAUGACGGCGUGGGCCCGCUGCGCUCCUUCUCCGAGGCGGACGACGGCGACCUGGCCGCGGCGCUCAACCGCCGCAUCGGCCAAAUCGCAGCCACCACCGGCUCCUUCGACAGCGAGGUGACGGAGGAAGAAAUGCGUGCUCGGGUCGCCCUUGUGCCGCAGCCGUUGACUGCCGCGGAGAUGCGCGAGCUGAUCGUUACCAAGUACGGCAAGACGUACGACGUCUCGUUUGUGCGGCGUGAUAUUCCAGGCAAGACGUUCGUAGGGCUCAACAUCAUGUGGACGCAUCUGGAGCAGCGGUCGUUCAAGCUGACGGAGGCGCAGUACAUGGAGAAGCUGGACGGUGUGGCGUACCUGGUUGGCGCGCUGGGCCAGACUGACAAGGUCCGUGCCUUCCUCAAAGAACCCGCACGCAGCCAGAAGGGCCUGCCCGCGCGGCCAGUGGUGGGGACAGCGAUCACCAUCCGCUUCGACCUAGAGCCAGGCGUUGUAGAGGAGUGGUUUGGCAAGGGCUACCAGUGAAGCGCUCUAGGAUGCAUGUAUUCAGCCUGGUGGUUGUGGUUGGCCAUUGAGCCGUGAUGACAAGUUGAGCCGGUAUAGUUGAGUCGCGGUGUGGUGGCUUGGCAGCUACAGGUCCCAUGUGAUGGUGUACGUCCAGGAUAUCCUAGAGCUUUUUUCUGGCGCAAGCGCGCAGGCUGAGGAGCCGGCUGGCGGUGUCUAGGUAACGGUCCGCGGUGGGGCUGGCAGGGCAUGCGUAGCGGCAUGACAAGCAGUGCGGCUGUUGAAAGCUGUGCUGCGUCUGGCUGCGGUUGGCUCUGCUGUGGCAUCGCGAUUGCUAGGCACCUGGUUUGGCUAUGUGCCUGUGGAAACAGACCCCGGCUAUGUCCGGGCGAUGAGGUUGUUCGGCCUCAGACUGUGGAGGGGCUCAGCCCCUUUUCCCGUGACCGGGGAACACUUGUCUGGUGGUAAGGAUCGUUGGGGCUGCGGGUGGUAAAGCCAUACCGCAAGCGCAUAUUCAGAGAAAUGAAAGCUAGUGUGAAUGCAAAUGCAAGACGCCAUCGAGUGCUCCAGGCUAGCAAGCAGCAAGAAAGAAGUUAGAGUUAGCAGCAAUUGCGGUUGCUUGUUACCUUUCGAGAUGAGACAGCCCCACGCGGCUCCACAGCAGGCGCACCAAAUGGUUACACUGGCGUGAAGCAGACUGCCGGUCCGGGCAGGGCUGACGUGUACCAGCUCGCGCGCGACUAGGCUGCCAUUCGCGACAACGCGAAACCCACAAAAUAAACCCACCUGGAACGCAGCCAGGCAUCCGCGGUGAGCCAGGAGGACAUGCGAGGACAGGAGGAAAGAGAACGGCAUGUGCGGUAACACUUACGGUAGAUUGCAAACGCCUUAUUCGGUCUGAUGGCGACUGUGCUGCGCGUUUGGCAGCAAAGACCGUGAUGUCUACAACUGAACUCAACAGUACCGUAGUUUGACUAGCGACUAUGGUUGCGGUGUAGCCGCUGCAUGGGGAUUUCAAUCACGCCGUCCGGCCUAGGUCCGUGAUGUGUGGAGCUGUCGGACCGGCGGUCCGUGCAAGCUAACCCUCUUACACCAUUCCAGUUGUUGCCUGUCCUAGGCGUACACCAAACACAUUUGUUGCUUCAUUGUGUGGGAACGCGGCGACGGCGAGAUAGCCUCGGAUGCCCUCGCCUCGGAUGCCCCGAUCGGCUGGACAGUGGGCGAGGUGGGGCUGUAACCGGUCACACUU